This is a messenger RNA of Lymnaea stagnalis (great pond snail), 15146 nucleotides long. Lineage: Eukaryota; Metazoa; Mollusca; Gastropoda; Lymnaeidae. The record is from the annotation of a GenBank genome assembly.
ACUGUUCCACUCGUAUGAUUCAUGAGAUAACACAAAAACAUGGCUCAAGUUUGAGAGCAUCAAAGGUCGUGGGAGAUCUUGUUUGUAAUCAUCGGACACAAACUUAACACUGUCAAGACAUGGAGGGGUGGAGAUUGUUGCACCUGGUAGUCAUCGCAGCACUGACUAGUCUCUCAGGUACAGCUACCUUUUCCACAUCCUUUACUUUUAAUGAAUUUGUGUUUGACAUGUAUCAUCACGAGGUGACAUGUGUCAUCACGAGGUGACAUGUGUCAUCACGAGGUGACAUGUGUCAUCACGAGGUGACAUGUGUCAUCACGAGGUGACAUGCACGAAUUUAAAAUACUUCAAUCUCAGCUAACUUUACGUUAAUUAAACCAACUUAUCAUUUGAUCAACGUCAAAAGGUUUUCUAAAAAAAUUUUAUGUUUGUAUUUUACGCUACGCUGUUUAAACUUCGUAUUCAUUUAAACCGAAUGCACCCCUCUCGGCAUUUCUCUUUUAAAUUGUAUGUUAGCUUCUUCCUUGAAACUCGACAUUAUGAUGUGGUGUGCACGACUUUAAAAAAAAAAAAAAAAUAAUUUAAUCACAAACUUACUCGGCGUCAAGGAAACAACUAUCCUUUUGAUCCACACUGAAAUCUGACGUUGGAAUAGUUCUCUUAAACCCAUUACGUCAUAGGUCAGAUUCGCAUUCAAAACACAACAGAACAACAAUCAAAUUAGGGCAUUGGCCUCAAGCUCCUUUGCAGCAAUGUAAUUGUUAAUUGAAGCUCCGCUUUCAACCUUAGUUCAUAUUUCACAUUGUGGUGUGACUCUAUGUUGAACUCUGAACAUCAAAACAAACAAUGGUUAUAAGGGUGAGAGACUGCAAUCAGGGUUAGGAAACAAAGGGACAUAAGUGAAACAAAGUAAUGGGAAAACGUGAAACAGGAACGCAACAAAAACGUCAACGAAUUCUAAGCGUCAGAGAUCUAGUUUUGAGAUGAACACUCGUCGCCGAAAAGCGUAAAGUCCUCACUGCUCUUUUCUUUUUGUUUGCACCAAUUAGCUGACCUCGUACAUCUAUUAGCUGACCCAGUACAUCUAUUAGCUGACCCCGUACAUCUAUUAGCUGACCCCGUGCAUCUAUUAGCUGACCCCGUGCAUCUAUUAGCUGACCCCGUACAUCUAUUAGCUGACCCCGUACAUCUAUUAGCUGACCCCGUACAUCUAUUAGCUGACCCCGUAAUCUAUUAGCUGACCCAAUACAUCUAUUAGCUGACCCCGUACAUCUAUUAGCUGACCCAGUACAUCUAUUAGCUGACCCCGUACAUCUAUUAGCUGACCCCGUGCAUCUAUUAGCUGACCCCGUGCAUCUAUUAGCUGACCCAGUGCAUCUAUUAGCUGACCCAGUACAUCUAUUAGCUGACCCCGUACAUCUAUUAGCUGACCCCGUGCAUCUAUUAGUUGACCCCGUGCAUCUAUAAGCUUACCCCGUGCAUCUAUUAGCUGACCCCGUACAUCUAUUAGCUGACCACGUACAUCUAUUAGCUGACCUAGUACAUCUAUUAUCUGACCCAGUACAUCUAUUAUCUGACCCAGUACAUCUAUUAUCUAACCCAGUACAUCUAUAAGCUGACCCAGUACAUCUAUAAGCUGACCCCGUACAUCUAUUAGCUGACCCAGUACAUCUAUUAGCUGACCCAGAACAUCUAUUAGCUGACCCCGUACAUCUAUUAUCUAACCCAGUACAUCUAUUAGCUGACCCAGUACAUCUAUAAGCUGACCCCGUACAUCUAUUAUCUAACCCAGUACAUCUAUAAGCUGACCCCGUACAUCUAUUAUCUAACCCAGUACAUCUAUUAUCUGACCCAGUACAUCUAUUAGCUGACCCAGUACAUCUAUUAGCUGACCCAGUACAUCUAUUAGCUCACCCCGUACAUCUAUUAACUGACCCAGUACAUCUAUUAUCUAACUCAGUACAUCAGUACAUCGAUUAUCUACCCCAGUACAUCUAUUAUCUGACCCAGUACAUCUAUUAGCUGACCCAGUACAUCUAUUAGCUGACCCAGUACAUCUAUUAGCUCACCCCGUAUAUCUAUUAACUGACCCAGUACAUCUAUUAUCUAACUCAGUACAUCUAUUAUCUGACCCAGUACAUCUAUUAGCUGACCCUGUACAUCUAUUAGCUGACCCAGUACAUCUAUUAGCUGACCCAGUACAUCUAUUAGCUGACCCAGUACAUCUAUUAGCUAACCCAGUACAUCUAUUAGCUGACCCCGUACAUCUAUUAGCUGACCCAGUACAUCUAUUAUCUGACCCAGUACAUCUAUUAUCUGACCCAGCACUUCUAUUAUCUGACCCAGUACAUCUAAUAUCUGACCCAGUACAUCUAUUAUCUGACCCCGUACAUCUAUUAGCUGACCCCGUACAUCUAUUAUCUGACCCAGAACAUCUAUUAUCUGACCCAGUACAUCUAUUAGCUAACACCGUACAUCUAUUAUCUGACCCAGUACAUCUAUUAGCUGACCCCGUACAUCUAUUAGCUGACCCAGUACAUCUAUUAGCUGACCCCGUACAUCUAUUAGCUGACCCCGUACAUCUAUUAGCUGACCCCGUGCAUCUAUUAGCUGACCCCGUGCAUCUAUUAGCUGACCCCGUGCAUCUAUUAGCUGACCCCGUGCAUCUAUUAGCUGACCCCGUGCAUCUAUUAGCUGACCCCGAUUAGCUGACACCGUACAUCUAUUAGCUGACCCCGUACAUCUAUUAGCUGACCCAGUACAUCUAUUAUCUGACCCAGUACAUCUAUUAUCUGACCCAGUACAUCUAUUAUCUAACCCAGUACAUCUAUUAGCUGACCCCGUACAUCUAUUAGCUGACCCAGUACAUCUAUUAGCUGACCCCGUGCAUCUAUUAGCUGACCCCGUGCAUCUAUUAGCUGACCCCGUGCAUCUAUUAGCUGACCCCGUGCAUCUAUAAGCUGACCCAGUACAUCUAUAAGCUGACCCAGUACAUCUAUUAGCUGACCCAGUACAUCUAUUAGCUGACCCCGUACAUCUAUAAGCUUACCCAGUACAUCUAUUAGCUGAACCAGUACAUCUAUUAGCUGACCCCGUACAUCUAUUGUCUAACCAAGUACAUCUAUUAGCUGACCCAGUACAUCUAUUAUCUGACCCAGUACAUCUAUUAUCUGACCCAGUACAUCUAUUAUCUGACCCAGUACAUCUAUUAUCUAACCCAGUACAUCUUUAAGCUGACCCCGUACAUCUAAUAUCUAACCCAGUACAUCUAUUAGCUGACCCAGUACAUCUAUUAGCUGACCCAGUACAUCUAUUAGCUAACCCAGUACAUCUAUAAGCUGACUCCGUACAUCUAUUAGCUGACACCGUACAUCUAUUAGCUGACCCCGUACAUCUAUUAGCUGACCCAGUACAUCUAUUAUCUGACCCAGUACAUCUAUUAUCUGACCCAGUACAUCUAUUAUCUAACCCAGUACAUCUAUAAGCUGACCCCGUACAUCUAUUAGCUGACCCAGUACAUCUAUUAGCUGACCCCGUGCAUCUAUUAGCUGACCCCGUGCAUCUAUUAGCUGACCCCGUGCAUCUAUUAGCUGACCCCGUGCAUCUAUUAGCUGACCCCGUGCAUCUAUUAGCUGACCCCGAAUCUAUUAGCUGACCCCGUACAUAUAGUAGCUGACCCAGUACAUCUAUUAGCUGACCCCGUACAUCUAUUAGCUGACCCAGUACAUCUAUUAGCUGACCCCGUGCAUCUAUUAGCUGACCCCGUGCAUCUAUUAGUUGACCCCGUGCAUCUAUUAGCUGACCCCGUGCAUCUAUAAGCUGACCCCGUACAUCUAUUAUCUGACCCAUAACAUCUAUUAUCUGACCCAGUACAUCUAUUAGCUAACCCCGUACAUCUAUUAGCUGACCCCGUACAUCUAUUAGCUGACCCCGUACAUCUAUCAGCUGACCCAGUACAUCUAUUAGCUGACCCAGUACAUCUAUUAGCUGACCCAGUACAUCUAUUAUCUGACCCAGUACAUCUAUUAUCUGACCCAGUACAUCUAUUAUCUAACCCAGUACAUCUAUUAUCUAACCCAGUACAUCUAUAAGCUGACCCAGUACAUCUAUAAGCUGACCCCGUACAUCUAUUAGCUGACCCCGUACAUCUAUUAGCUGACCCCGUACAUCUAUUAGCUGACCCAAUACAUCUAUUAGCUGACCCAGUACAUCUAUUAGCUGACCCCGUACAUCUAUUAGCUGACCCAGUACAUCUAUUAGCUUACCCCGUACAUCUAUUAGCUGACCCAGUACAUCUAUUAGCUGACCCAGUACAUCUAUUAGCUGACCCCGUACAUCUAUUAGCUGACCCCGUACAUCUAUUAGCUGACCCAGUACAUCUAUAAGCUGACACCGUACAUCUAUAAGCUGACACAGUACAUCUAUUAUCUGACCCAGUAUAUCUAUUAGCUGACCCCGUACACCAAUUAGCUGACCCCGUACAUCUAUUAGCUGACCCCGAACACCAAUUAGCUGACCCCGUACAUCUAUUAGCUGACCCAGUACAUCUAUUAUCUGACCCCGAACACCAAUAAGCAUACCCCAUAUACCAAUUAGCUGACCCCGUUCUCCAAUUAGCUGACCCCGUACACCAAUUAGCUGACCCCGUACACCAAUUAGCUGACCCCGUACACCAAUUAUCUGACCCCGUACACCAAUUAGCUGACCCCGCACACCAAUUAACUGACCCCGUACACCAAUUAACUGACCUCGUACACCAAUUAGCUGACCCCGUACACCAAUUAUCUGACCCCGUACACCAAUUAGCUGACCCCGCACACCAAUUAACUGACACCGUACACCAAUUAACUGACCUCGUACACAAAUUAGCUGACCCCGUACACCAAUUAACUGACCUCGUACACCAAUUAGCUGACCCCGUACACCAAUUAGCUGACCCCGCUCACCAAUUAACUGACCCCGUACAACAAUUAACUGACCUCGUACACCAAUUAUCUGACCCCGUACACCACUUAGCUGACCCCGUACACCAAUUAUCUGACCCCGUACACCAAUUAACUGACCCCGUACACCAAUUAGCUGACCCCGUACACCAUUUAGCUGACCCCGUUCACCAAUUAACUGACCCCGUACACCAUUUAGCUGACCCCGUACACCAAUUAGCUGACCCCGUACACCAUUUAGCUGACCCUGUUCACCAAUUAACUGACCCCGUACACCAUUUAGCUGACCCUGUUCACCAAUUAACUGACCCCGUACACCAUUUAGCUGACCACGUACACCAAUUAGCUAGGCCCGUACACCGGAAAGUAUGGUUACACAGGCGAAGCUUCUGUGAAAGAUUGAGUGGGAGUUGUUUAGCGUAAAUCUGCUUCUGAAUUGAAUCCCAGUUAAUACUGUUACUGGAUAUUCUAUUGCAUUUAAAUUGUCUUAUAUUACAAUGCUAUUACGAUACAGUGUUUUUAUUUAACUUUUUCUUACCAAUAUUAUUUUCAUUUUACAAAUGUAUCAACAUAUUCACAUGCUACCAUGUUAUAUAAUAUAUUAUCUAAUCUUUAUAUUACAAUGCUAUUAAAUUGCUAUGUUCUUUUAUUAGAAUUAUCGUUAAGGCUUAGGUUAACAUAUCAUAAGUUUGCCAUCAUCUGAAAAUCAUGAUGUUCUUAUAAUAUUAAAUACUUAAAUAGCCUUGUUCUUAUAUUGCCAUGUUCCUAUAUAGCUAUGUUCUUCUGUUACUAUGUUCUUACAUUACUAUGUUCUUACAUUACCAUGUUCUUAAAUGAAAGUGUUCUUACAUUACCAUUUCUAACAUUACUGUGUUCUUACAUUACCAUUUCUUAUAUUACCAUGUUCCGAAUUUACCAUGUUCUUUGUUCUUAUAUUAAAAUGUUGUUCCAUUAAGAGACCGAUCGAAUGUGAUCUGCUGAUUUCGGCCGAAAUCGAAACCAGACAGAAAUUUAAAAAUGAUUUUUGACUGAAACCAAAGAAAGAAGGCGAAAAGUCUCAACCCCUAUCAGCCGAAACUGAAAAUAAGCUUGUUACGUACUGCUAUCCGGAGGGAGAACUUAAUCUUCUAUUUACAUGUAUGGCUCGUUCCAAAACAGUGCUUAACAAGAAGAUAGCAAAUGAUAAAAACAAUAACAAAGAAUACGACACUCAAAACAUUGCUAACCGCAAUUAACAAGUUAUUAUUAAGUUACUAUGGCAAUAAAAGAAGCACAAUUAAAAUAAUCAACUUACAGAGUAUGGUUUUUCUUGUAUCGGUACACAGUUAAAACAAUGUGCCAAAAAUGAGGUACAAUCAUGAAUGCGAAUUCACACAUUUAGGUAAACACUGAAUAAACACUCUUGUCUCGUGAAGUAAAAAUAUCUCGUGAUCUCUCUAUCGCUCUCUGAAUCCCCUUAUAUAUAUAUAUAUAUAUAAAUAUAUUUUUCAAUUUUUAUUCACCGCAAAAAUUAUUCACGGUAUUAAUACAUGCUGUCAGUAGACAAUGUGCUAACAACCACACAGUUAACGGAAUGCCAAUACUCAACGCAUCGAGCAUGCGUGGAAAUUGUCAAAAGAGAGCAACAAUUGCACAUACAGACAUAUGCUCGAUUCUUAUAUGUGUGGGUUCAUUUGGCGACGACGUGUUGAAGUUAAAGCAAAUGGUUCGAAUGGUAUUCAACGCCAUUCUAGAUGAUAUUGUUCAAUUUUGCCACCACAGUAGCAAAAAGAAGUAAAUAUGUUUUAAUGCAAAAGAACAUUUGUUUUAUUGGAAGUGUGAAAUGUUUUACUGUAUCGGUAAUAGAAAUGUGAAAUAAUUUACAAGGAUAUUUGCGUUAAAUGAAACGUUUUCAUGUAAAGAAAAACAUGUGUUUUAGUGUUAUUGGAAAUGUGAAUAAAAUUGAAUAAUAAUAAUUUUUUGCUGUGAAUUAAAAUUGAAGUACCAUAUAUAUGUGUAUAUAUAUAUAUAUAUAUAUAUAUAUUUAUAUAUAGUAUGGUCUACCGACGCAUCUGGAUAUGCCUUACACAUUGUUUUCCUUUCUAGUUUUCUCCAGAUUUUUCUACAAGAAUCUGAUAAAUACAGACUAUUCAUUUUAUUUAGUUGGUAUUAAACAAGACCAAGAUCAAAGGGAAUAAGCCACGCCCAAUACUAACGAAGGCGAAUUUGGGUCAGCUAUAGUUCACAGCACUGGGGAAAUGUGAUAUUAACACGUCGUCUACUUAAAAAGCCGAAAGUUAGCUUUUAUGUUUCGGGCGAAACCGAAAGUACGCCGAAAAUGAUCAUAAUUCAACUUUCGGCGCAAAAAACUGAAACCGAAAUUCGGCCGGUCUCUAAUAACAUUACUAUUUUAUUAAUUACUAUGUUCUUACAUUACUACGUUCUUACAUUAUUAUGUUCUUGCAAUGCUAUGUUCUUACUUUACUUUCUUCGUAUUUUACCAUGUUCUUACAUCACUAUACUCUUAUUUUACCAUGUUCUUACAUUACCAUGUUCUUAUAUUUCCAUGUUGUUUUCAUUACUAUAUUCUGGCUUUACCAUGUUCUUAUUUUACAUUUUUCUAACAUUAUAUAUUCUUACACUCCCAUGUUCUUACACUACUAUUUUCUUGCAUUACUUUGUUCCUACAUUACUGUGUUCUUUCAUUGCCAUGUUCUUACAUUACCAUGUUCUUUCCUUACUAUGGUCCUAUUUCCCCUAUCUUCAUGAAGCCUGUCAAAAUAUCUGCCUUGAAAACAAUUGGGCCGUCGGUACCUUCCCGCACCCGGACACCUGCUCAUGGUAUGUCGUCUGCAACGGAUUCGUCACGUCAGUUUCGGCGUGUCCGAUUGGCCAGUCUUUUGACCCUAUCCGAGGAACAUGUGUGGAUUCGACCAUAGCAGCCCCGUGUAGCGACAUUAAAACUACUAUUGCCCCCGUCACUUCUGGUAAGUCGUCAAUCUUAACUACAUCACGGAAAGAGCAAGUACGCUGCACCGUUGCCAUGGCAAAUAAUUUUACAAAGUAUUUCGAUCUAAACCUUACUCCCCUUGGCUACAAUAUUUACUAUAUUUGAUGUGGUUCCUUAAAUAAUCAUAUUAGAGAUUUCCCAGUUAAUGGGACAAUUCCAGGGGUGAGAUUUAUCUGAGCGUCACCUAACUGUUAAGACAAAAACACCUUAAAUGCAACUUUCAUUUAUUUCAGUGAAGAUCAUUUUUUUGUGAUGGCCCAUUCGUGGCCCCUUAGAGGCCCAUUAGUUACCCCUUAGUGGCCCAUCCAAAUAAAAAUGCUAUCAUUCGACAAUCAUCCAACUUUAGCAGUAGUAUUUUAAUUAGGUUUAUACUCAAGGUCCUUAAAGUUAAUUUAUUCGGCAACUCUUUGGAAUGUUCGACUGCUAAAUUGAAUAAUGGAUUGAACAGUCUUUUUGAAAUUCAACAAUAUUGAGCAGCUUAAUAAUUUUAAAAAACAACAAUUAAUUCAAUAAAAAUUUUAAGCAACAUAUUAAUUACAUGAAAUUUUAAGACCUGAAUUUAUCUUUGAUUUAUCUCCCCCUCCCCCCACCCACACCUCCCCCAAACCCCUACACCAGCACCAGAAUGUAAGAAUACUUCCAGAGGCGACAUCCUCUUCAUCAUGGACGCCUCGUCCAGCAUCGGCAUCCACAACUUCACCACACAGCUGCAGUUUGUGGCGGGACUGACCAAGCCCUUCACCCUGGGCCCCAACAACGUCCAGUUCGGCGCUAUCGUGUUCUCGUCAGCGGUCCAGAACGUGUUUGCCUUCAACACGUUCUCUGACCACUUAGCGCUCGAGCACGUGAGUGAAGUUAUCACAUGGGACAGUUGAAUGAGCAAAUACAAGCCAGUAAUGAAUGCAUGUCUUAGUUUUGUUAACACACGCACACAUACGUAUAUAUAAUUGGGUGAGUUUGUAACUAUUUACCGCGCAUUGGUGUUUCGUUGUCUUUAAAUGUGGAUCAGCGCAAUUUGGGGUAGAUUCAAUUGUAAACUUAAUGCCAUGUCACACAAUGAGGUAGAGUCCAUGCAGUGUCUCUUUCAGCCAAUUUCCUCAAGGGGAGGGGGGUGAUUUUUCAGAUUUUCAAGGAGGACGGGGGGAAGAAGGGAAGUGACAGCCCUAUGAGUGUAGCUGGGGUAGGGAGAGGAGGACAGAUGUCCCCGUGCAAAGUACUAGCAGGGGCGCAAAACCGAGGUGUGAUUGUAUUAAAUGGAUGAAAUAAUUUUUGUUUUUUGCUUUUUUUAGAGUUAUUGGGGUUUGGGCGCGGAAAGGAAUCAAUGUCACCUGAAACCCGAAACAACCACUGAUUCCAUGUGCUGCAGCGAAUCUGUUUGGCCAUUUUCGACCCAGCACAGUUAAAAAAAAACAACAACACACCUUUAACGUUGUCAGUUUUUGGUGUCAGUUUAACCCCAGAGCAUCCAAAAUGACCGAGAUGGCAUGGGCCAUAAACCACACAUAACGUCAUGAAGGCAUGUCAGUGCCCUUCGUGAGCGAUUGGCUUAAGAGAUAUUCCCUGUGUUCUCUUUAGCAUUUCCGGUCAUCUGGUCGAACGUUGUGUCCUGCAACUGCAGACGGGUAGAAAUCCAAGAUGGCGGCGCCCCUCAUCCCUUGUAGGAACUUCUGUAAACGGCAUCCGGUAUUCGGUAAUGUAGCAGACACAUCGGAAUAUCACGAGGAAACCCAUCAAUGAAAUGCUCUCUCUCUCUCUCUCUCUCUCUCUCUCUCUCUCUCUCUCUCUCUCGCAUCAGAUAAAAUGUGUUCAGAUAUUUUCAAACUAGCAGAAAAAUGUUGAUUACCUGAAAAUAACUUGGUAUCCUUACACUAAUUUAACAUUUUAAGUCAUUUACUUUAUUCUUUGCGUUUAGAUAACGACCGAAUUUGAUUGAUUUUCUCGUUUCGGCCAAAACCGAAACCAAGCCGAACAUUUUAAAAAAUGACUUUUGUCAGAAAUGGAAGCCGAAACCAAAAGCUUAAAGCGAAUUUCGGCUGACACCGAGAUCAUAAAAAUAUUUAACCCUGCAAGAGAUUUUAAAUAUUUUUUCAUGAAACAAUGAUGCACUAAAAAAAAAAGUUUACAUGAUCAACAAUGCUUAAAUGAUUAGUAAGUAAUCCGAAAACCAGAAAUAGUCAUUACAAACCUACACUUGCAGUGUGAGACUCAUUGAAUCGUUCAGUGCUAAGUGGUUGGCAACUGAAGUCAAACAAACGAUUGUUGAGGUUUGGAACCAACAGUUUCUCUGCACAGUAGGUUACCAUGUCGGUCUGCAUGCAGCUGUCUUGCUGCAGCUAAACAACUGCUCACUUGCCACGCUGGUGGGCGGUACAGACAAAUGCACGCGUGCAGCGCCUUAAGGAAGUGGUUAUUGACUUAAAUGCCAAUUGCCAAUACGCAUACAUAUCGGUGGUCUUUCGAGGCAGAAGUGGCUCAUUGGGGUAACUAUUUAACUGUUUUUUUUUGUACAGCGGCACAACAUGGUUUUCACUUCGACUGUCGACAGUUUCCGAUGAAAUAUUGAAUAUCGGAUUGCCGGUUGACAGAUAGACUGAGUGAAAGAUUGAAUUCUAGUGGACAACAGAAAGCCUAAAUUACUUUCGACCGAUAUCGAAAAUCAACCUCAAGUUAACUUUCCCUGUUUCGGUAGAAACCGAAACUGAACCGAAACCGUAAUUCGGUCGGUCUCUAAUAGGGGAUAUUUAAAUGUAGUUUCCAUUAGGAAAGACAUUACCUACUAAUAGUUCAAUUAUUUAAACUUUUUUUUUAUUUCAAGACCGAAUUUCCCUUCUCCAGGCUAUUCUCAACACAACCUACAUGGCCGCAUACACGAACACAUUCGCUGCCCUGGAGUUCGCCAGAACGUAUGCAUUUAACGCAUCGAACGGCGCGCGACAGGGCGUGCCCCACAUCGCGAUCGUCCUCACGGACGGGGAGUCCGGCAACUUCGACCUGACGGCCCUCGAGGCCGACCUACUCAAGAGUGCCGGUGUCCACGUGUUGGCCAUCGGCAUUGCCGAUGCUUACCGGGACGAGCUCCUGGCCAUUGCGAGCACACAGCUCGAUGUCUUCCAGGCUGACAGCUUCGCCGUGCUGCACACCCUGGAAGCGGAAGUUACUAUAAGAACAUGCAACGAAGGUAAGAUAACUGUUGUCAAAGGUAGAUAACUAAUAUCGGGACCGAAAUAUUUUUUUUAAUUCCGUAUUUUUUAAAUAUUAGUUUGCCAACAAUAAAAUAAUUCACAUUUUUUUUUCAAUAUUGGUUACUGAAUUUAGUUUUUAAAAUUAUAAAUUGAAGAUAUAUUUUUAAAUAUUUGUGUAAAUUGUAUUAAUUUUGGUAUAAUUAUGUAAUAAUAAAUAAUAUAAUUAUAUAAUAAAUUUAUAAAUUUGGAGUGGUAUAAUUAAUAAAUUUGAAGUGGUAUAAUAAGAUAUAAUAAAUGAGAAUCGGUUACAAUAUAAAUGGCGUGGAAUAUAUAAUAAGGUAUAAUAAAUGAGAAUUGGUUACAAUAAAUGUGGCGUGGUAUAUAUAAUAAGGUGUAAUAAAUGAGAAUCGGUUACAAUAAAUGUGGCGUGGUAUGUAAAAUAAGGUAUAAUAAAUGAGAAUCGGUUACAAUAAAUGUGGCGUGGUAUAUAUAAUAAGGUUUAAUAAAUGAGAAUCGGUUACAAUAAAUGUGGCGUGGUAUAUAAAAUAAGGUAUAAUACAUGAGAAUCGGUUACAAUAAAUGUGGCGUGGUAUAUAUAAUAGGGUAUAAUAAAUGAGAAUCGGUUACAAUAAAUGUGGCGUGGUAUAUAAAAUAAGGUGUAAUACAUGAGACUUGGUGACAAUAAAUGUGGCGUGGUAUAUAAAAUAAGGUGUAAUACAUGAGACUUGGUGACAAUAAAUGUGGCGUGGUAUAUAAAAUAAGGUGUAAUACAUGAGACUUGGUGACAAUAAAUGUGGCGUGGUAUAUAAAAUAAGGUGUAAUACAUGAGACUUGGUGACAAUAAAUGUGGCGUGGUAUAUAAAAUAAGGUGUAAUACAUGAGACUUGGUGACAAUAAAUGUGGCGUGGUAUAUAAAAUAAGGUAUAAUAAAUGAGACUUGGUGACAAUAAAUGUGGCGUGGUAUAUAAAAUAAGGUGUAAUACAUGAGACUUGGUGACAAUAAAUGUGGCGUGGUAUAUAAAAUAAGGUAUAAUAAAUGAGACUUGGUGACAAUAAAUGUGGCGUGGUAUAUAAAAUAAGGUAUAAUAAAUGAGACUUGGUGACAAUAAAUGUGGCGUGGUAUAUAAAAUAAGGUAUAAUAAAUGAGAAUUGGUGACAAUAAAUGUGGCGUGGUAUAUAAAAUAAGGUAUAAUAAAUGAGAAUUGGUGACAAUAAAUUUGGCGUGGUAUAUAAAAUAAGGUGUAAUAAAUGAGAAUUGGUGACAAUAAAUGUGGCGUGGUAUAUAAAAUAAGGUAUAAUAAAUGAGACUUGGUGACAAUAAAUGUGGCGUGGUAUAGUACAACAUGAUCGCCAGUGUUUGUGCUGAACGUGUUUAUAUCGAGCGGUCAUGUAGUGGUAAACUCGACAUUCUACUCUGUUACAGCCUUCAACAAGCAUAGCUAUCUUAAAUAUUUAAAGUUGAAAUUUAAAACAGGUUAUCCAUACAGCGCUCGAUUGGUUAUUUAACAGCCAAUCACAAUUCAUCCACUCUUGUUACAAGGGUCAAGGGUUCUCAUUUCAUGUAAAUGUUCCAGUUAUCACUACGACAUGCAAGAACCUUACAAUCGCCGACGUCAUACUUGUCCUGGACUCCUCCAGCAGCAUCGGAUACUCCAACUACCAGACACAGCUGCAGUUCGCCGCCAACUUGACCCAGAACUUCCGGCUGGGACCAAACGACGUCAGGUUUGCCGCCAUAAUCUUUGGCACGGGAGUCCAAAAGCUUUUUGACCUGUCGACGCACAGUGACCACGCUCAGCUGUAUCGGGUACUAUGAAAAUGUCUGGUCGCCACAUGCCUACAGCAGAGCCAUUUUGUGUGUACAAUGAACAUAUUCCACGCCCACCCCACUUCUAUCACUAUUUCUCUUACACGCAACACGAGAAACUCACACCUGAACCGAUUUCAUCAUCUUGACCGUUUUUUUACUAUUUUACCCCCUUUUUUUCAUAGAAAAAAGAAGGGACUUAAAAAUUGUUAUUUUUUAACAUCGCAACAUGCAUUGUUCGCUUUUUACCACAAUAUAAAUCAAUUAAAAAUAUUUUAUGUGUUCAACGGUAGUUUUUCUCAGUACAUGUUAUAGUGAAAAGUUCUUUCAGCGGGGACUGGUGAAGUAUGAAGUAGGUGUCUGCGGUUUUCAAAAUUUUUUACUGAAAUUACAAAAAGAAGGAAGUUCAACAGAUGAUCGUGCUACAGUGUACUCUCCAGUUAAAUGCCUAAGUUUUAAUUUUUGUAAAAAAAAAAAAAAUAGCAAAAAAAUAAAAAUUAAAAAGUGGGAAAGAAAUGUUCUGGCUUGUUUUUUUUUUUUUUUUUUUUUUUUUUUUUUUUUUUAAAAAGAAAAAAAAAUUUCUAGCAUAAAAAAAAAAAAAAAAAAAAAAAAAAGACGAGGCAAUUAAACAGACUUUCGGCUUAAUGUCUUCUUCGGCAGACAAUUCACAACAAGUAAUAACAAAUUGUUUGAAAUUGAAAAAACCUAAGUACAAAAAAUGAUCAUCGUUAACUUGUGUACAAUACAAUUAUUGAAAGUUUUGUUUUUUUUUCUUUUAAAACACACCAGCACACUAAUAGCAUUCACUGACCACUAAAUAAUACUACCAAUGCCAUCCUACAUACAAAUAUCCAAGUUUACAUGCACGCUUUCCCCCCUAAAUAAAUAGUUAUUUCAUGUGUUAUUUUUAACUUAGGAUUGACGAAACGAUAUUAAUACGAACUAUUGUGUUCAAUGGCGUCCAGUGUUUGUUAUCUUAUUAUUUGUAGUGUUUAGUGUUUGUUAUCUCAUUAUUGUUGUGCCCAGUGUUUGUUAUCUUAUUAUUUGUAGUGUUCAAUGCUUGUUAUCUUAUUAUUUAUAGUGUUUAGUGUUUGUUAUCUCAUUAUUGUUGUGUCCAUUGUUUGUUAUCUUAUUAUUUGUAGUGUUCAAUGGUUGUUAUCUAAUUAUUUGUAGUGUUCACGCUUUUCCCCCCUUAAUAAAUAGUUAUUUCAUGUAUUAUUUUAAACUUAGGAUUGAUGGAACGAUAUUAUCACGAACUAUUGUGUUCAAUGGCGUUCAGUGUUUAUCUUAUUAUUUGUAGUGUUUAGUGUUUGUUAUCUCAUUAAUGUUGUGUCCAGUGUUUAUUAUCUUAUUAUUUGUAGUGUUCAAUGCUUGUUAUCUUAUUAUUUAUAGUGUUUAGUGUUUGUUAUCUCAUUAUUGUUGUGUCCAUUGUUUGUUAUCUUAUUAUUUGUAGUGUUCAAUGGUUGUUAUCUAAUUAUUUGUAGUGUUCAAUGCUUGUUAUCUUAGUAUUCUAAAAAAAUAUAUGAUCGUUAUUUUUUUUUAAAAAUAAUUGUUUUGGAACUGUUGAACUGACGUCGUUAAUCGAACCAGAACUUUGAAAGAUUGUUUUUUUCUCCUAACAAUUUAACGAUUUUGUCCUCCAGGCCAUUACUGGCGCCACCUACCUGUCCUCCAGUACCAACACAGGGGCCGCCUUGAGCUCGAUCACCAGCCAGGGAAUGUUUAGUGCUGCGGCCGGGGGUCGUGUCGGAGCAACGCAAGUCAUCAUCACGAUGACCGACGGGGAGUCCACUGACCCGGCAGAAAGUACAUGAGUGUUGACCUUUGGCACAAUUAGUUCUAUGGUGUCUGACACAUUCAAUGUUUUUAUUAUUUUGCUAUUGAGUAGAUUGUCAAUGGAUAACACCACCCCGCUUGUAACGCAUCACCGGUCUUGUAGUGGUCACUUAAUGAUAUGGUGCAGGCAUUUACUGAUCCAGUUAUAGCAACUUCUCAGCGUUAUAAAAAGCGAACAUUAAUUAAUGUAAAUUUUCCUCCUUCAGCCAGAAGACAAGCGAGUCUUCAGAAAGACAGAGGCGUGCACAUGAUAUCCAUUGGGGUGGGGUCAGCGGUUAACUACGCCGAGCUCGUAGCUCUCUCCAGCGGCGUGUCCAACAUCUUCACUGCCCCGAGCUACGAGGUACUUCAUCGCCUGGCAGAGGAAGUCACUAACCGUACCUGUGACA